Molecule: messenger RNA, 3030 nt
Organism: Cyanistes caeruleus (blue tit)
Lineage: Eukaryota; Metazoa; Chordata; Aves; Passeriformes; Paridae
Gene: ARHGAP6
Product: Rho GTPase activating protein 6
Biological process (GO): signal transduction
Source: RefSeq, a predicted model, not a curated record
UUACACAGCGGCAGGUCAACAGCGUUAUUCUUAAUUUAUUUCAUGAUACAGCAUGUCUGGAUCUGCAUCCUUCAUUCAAGCCUGGUUUGAUCAAAUACUAAAGAACACUGAAGACAAAAGAGAGCUCAGUUAAUGGGGUGAUUUCACUUGGAACAGCAUGUCAGGGCGCAGUGUUCGGCUGAAGUCAGUUCCCGUUCAGAGCCUCUCAGAGCUGGAGCGUGCUCGGCUGCAGGAAGUGGCUUUUUAUCAGUUGCAGCAGGACUGUGACCUGGGCUGUCAGAUUACUAUCCCCAAAGAUGGACAAAAGAGGAAGAAGUCAUUAAGAAAGAAACUGGACUCUUUAGGAAAGGAGAAGAACAGAGACAAAGAAUUUAUUCCCCAGGCUUUUGGAAUGCCUCUGUCUCAAGUGAUUGCUAAUGACCGGGCCUACAAGCUCAAGCAAGACUCUCAGAGAGAAGAGCAAAAAGAUGUUUCAGAUUUUGUGGCCUUUCUCUUGCCGUUUGGAACUAAAAGACAGAACAAAGAACUUUCAAGCAGUAACUCAUCUCUCAGCUCAACCUCAGAGACACCGAAUGAAUCCACUUCUCCUAACACACCUGAGCCAGCGCCACGAGCAAGGAGGCGUGGUGCAAUGUCUGUGGACUCUAUUACAGACCUUGAUGACAAUCACUCAAGAUUGUUGGAGGCUCUCCAGCUCUCUUUGCCAGCAGAAGCCCAGAGUAAGAAAGAAAAGGCAAGAGAUAAAAAACUAAGCCUGAACCCUAUUUACAGGCAGGUUCCUCGGCUUGUAGAUAGUUGCUGCCAGCACUUGGAAAAGCAUGGUCUCCAGACAGUAGGAAUAUUCAGAGUUGGAAGCUCAAAAAAGAGAGUAAGACAGUUACGUGAAGAGUUUGACCGAGGUGUAGAUGUUGUAUUAGAUGAAGAGCACAGCAUUCAUGAUGUUGCUGCCUUGUUAAAGGAAUUUCUGCGUGACAUGCCUGACCCACUUCUCACCAGAGAGCUUUAUACACCUUUCAUCAACACUCUCUUAUUAGAGCCAGAUGAACAGCUCAGCACCUUACAGCUUCUCAUUUAUCUUCUACCUCCUUGUAACUGCGAUACCCUUCACCGGCUGCUGCAGUUCCUCUCCACAGUAGCUGGCCAUGCAGAAGACACCAGAGACAAGGAUGGCCAAGAGAUUACUGGGAACAAAAUGACAUCGCUUAACCUGGCCACCAUCUUUGGCCCUAACUUGUUGCACAAGCAGAAAUCUACAGACAAAGAAUUCUCAGUUCAGAGCUCAGCUCGAGCUGAAGAGAGUACUGCUAUCAUAGCUGUUGUGCAAAAGAUGAUUGAAAACUAUGAAACCCUUUUCAUGGUUUCCCCUGAUUUACAGAAUGAAGUGCUUAUUAGCUUAUUAGAGACUGACCCAGAUGUUGUAGACUAUUUGCUGAGGAGGAAAGCUUCCCAGUCAUCGAGCCCUGAGAUGCUGCGGUCAGAAGGUUCCUACUCCACAGGAGAAAGACAUUCUUCCACAGACUCCAACAAAGCUUCCAGUGGUGAUGUCUCCCCUUAUGACAACAACUCCCCGGUGCUGUCUGAGCGCUCGCUGGUGGCAAUGCAAGAGGAAGUUGCCCACAGCCCAGAUAAGCUGUACAAGGUACCUGAGCAGUACUCGCUGGUUGGGCACUUGCAAACUAAGCCAAAGGAGAACUCUUCAACAUCACAGGCUGGAAAAGAUGUUUCUGAAGAUCAUUUUGAUAUCUGGGGCACUUGGCAUUCAACACUGAAAAGUGGCUGCAAAGAUCCAGUAAUCACAGGUUCUUACGGGAACAUUUACGAAAGCAGCUUGCUGCGCCCCGGACAGUGCUCUCUUUCCCAGGGGAACCUGGCCACGCAUUCCCCUCGAUGGCAGGGCAGCUCCUCGGAACUGGACAGCGGCAGGCAGGUCAUGCGGAGGAGCCAGACGACAGCCGCCAUUCCCGAGUGUCAGCUCCAGGCCGCGGUGCCUCGGCUGUGCAGUAACCCACACAGCGAGGCUGGCUGCACGACUUCAGGCCUGCCCCACUCCAAGUCGGAGCAGCACUUGACUUUGAGCAGUGUGGAGGACCUCAGUGAGCACGACUCGAAUGUGGGUUGUUUGCAAAGCACAGCCAAGCCCUCCUACAGGAAAGAGCGGCCACCACCCCCGUACCCAGGCCCAGCAAAAACAAGCUCUGCGUUGCCGCAGCGGCCGAGUGUUUCUUCAGCGCUGCACUCCUUGUGGAGACUCCAACGCCCAGAGAAAAGUUCGAGAGCAGCUGGGGGGCCACCAGGCAGAGCCCCUGAGCAGGCCACCUCCGGGCAGGAGCAGCUGGCCCCGCGCGCACAGGCGGGUCACCGCUAUUCCACAGCACCUCACAGCCACAACAGUAAGAGCGUUUCAGAGGCGGACUGGAAUGAGUGGCAAAGGGAGAGGUGGCAGAUUUGGGAGCUGUUAUCAGCUGACAACCCUGAUGCCCUCCCAGAAACCCUUGUAUGAUCUGACUGUGGAACUGCUGCUCAUACCCCUGCCUCCGUCUCACAGGAAAACCACGGUGACAUUAGAAAACAGGGAGGGCUUGUUUGUUUUAUACCAACUGAAUUGCAUAUACUUUUUUAAAAACUUUGUUCACUUUAAUUUCUCAACAGAACUGUCAAGCAGUUAAUUUACAAAUUCCAUAUGUUCCUGUUUUUCAGCAAGCUUUUGAGAAAAAAACAAGGUGAAAACUUUAGUGUAAUAACUCUGUAUGCAUAUGCUGUGUAUAUGAUAAAACUGUUGCUUUGAUGUUGCUAAAAAUAUAUUUAUAUAUCUGCAGUUUUGAUGAUUGUAUAUUCUGUAAUGGGUAUUGUAUGAUAAUCAUGUUAUGUUUUCAUAUACAGAUGUCAAUCAAUCAUGACUGCUUUUUUAAAAAAAAAUCACUGCACUUACAUUACCAUGAUAUGCAUUGGAAUUCUAUAGAAAGUGCACAAGCUGGUUUCUGUGCUUAUAUAUAUAUAUAUUAAAAAAAAAGCUGUUAAAGGGGAAAGUUG